Mucor velutinosus is the source of this 516-nucleotide messenger RNA. RefSeq lists its product as uncharacterized. The record is from RefSeq and is a predicted model, not a curated record. Bases 1 to 516 code for a protein of 171 amino acids. NCBI's taxonomy places the organism in Eukaryota, Fungi, Mucoromycota, Mucoromycetes, Mucorales, Mucoraceae. The transcript has 2 exons.
AUGCCUCAGGCCUCUACGCCUACAUUCACUGGUGAAAGUGCAUCCAUCCCAGCUACACCGGUUAUUGCUCCUUCUGACUCUGUAGCGUUUCUUCGCCGCGACCACUCUGGCUUGGACAUGGCAUCCGACAUGUCUUCUGUGUCUGGCGCCCCUUCAUAUGCAGCAAUGUCUUCAAUCUCGCAUAUAUAUCCAUGGUUGAAGCUCCCCCCAGACAAUGUAGGAUACCGCACUUAUACCGUGUCUUUCAAGAGCCUUUUACGAGAGGGUGUGCCUUCCGAUCUUGUCGAGUCAUUUUUGCAGAAGCUAAAUAAUGCAUUGCAUGAUGUAUCUGACUAUGUUAUGGACUUGCAAUUGAUGAUAUACACAUUGAUGCUCUCAAUGAAGUCCUCGCAGCUCGUAGCUCAUAGUGGUAAUAUUCAGCUGAAGAAAGCUCGUGGUUUCCAAAUACAAGGCAUCCUCCCAGCAGGCUACAAUAUGAAAACUAAUGUCAUUACCUCUGCUCCUCCAUUACUCUAA